Acanthosepion pharaonis is the source of this 2493-nucleotide messenger RNA. The record is from the annotation of a GenBank genome assembly. Lineage: Eukaryota; Metazoa; Mollusca; Cephalopoda; Sepiida; Sepiidae.
AUGUCUUCAAGCUCAUUAGCUAAGUUACUCGCUGCUUCUCGCUGCCUUCGAGGUUGCUCGCUGCCUUCCAGCUUGUUAGGCUGCUUUCUCUCUGCCUUCAAGCUCAUUGAGCAGGUUGCUCGCUGCCUUCAAGCUCGUUUCCGCUGCCUUCAAUCUACGUUAGAUUGGUUUCUCAAUGCCUUCAAGCUCAUUUCUCUAAAGCUUGCUCCUUCUCGCUUCCUUCGAUUAGGUGGGUUUCUCUCUGCCUUCAAAAGCUCAUUAGGGCAGCGUUUCUCUGUUGCUCGCCUUCAAGCUCGUUGGCAGCUUUCUCUCUGCCUUCAAUCUCGUUCAGGCAGCUUUCUCUCUGCCUUCAAGCUCAUUGGUGGCUUCAAGCUCAUUAGGGUAGGUUGCUCGCUGCCUUCAAGCUCGCUCUCUGCCUUCAAGCUUUCUCUCUGCCUUCAAGCUUUUCUCAUUAGUGGGUUUCUCUCGCCUUCAAGCUCGUUAGGCACGUUGCUCGCUGCCUUCCUCGUUAGCUCGUUAGGCAGCUUUCUCUCUGCCUUCAUCAUUAGCUUCUCUCUGCCUUCAAGCUCAUUAGGUAGGUUGCUCGCUGCCUUCAAGCUCGUUAAACGCUCCUUCUCUGCCUUCAGUUUAGCUUUCUCUCUGCCUUCAAUCUCGUUAGGCAGCUUUCUCUCUGCCUUCAAGCUCGUUAGGCAGCUUUCUCUCUGCUCAUUAGGUGGGUUGCCUUCAAGCUCGUUAGGCAGCUUUCUCUCUGCCUUCAAUCUCGCAGCUUUCUCUCUGCCUUCAAGCUCAUUAGGUAGGUUGCUCUCGUUAGGCGCUUUCUUUUCCUUCAAGCUCAUUGGCUCGUUUAGGCAGCUUUCUCUCUUCAAGCUCAUUAGGCGGGUUUUCUUCAAUCUCGUUCUACUCGCUUCGCCUUCUCUCUUUCUCUCUGUCUUCAAGCUCAUUAGCUCGUUAGGCAGUUGCUCGUUAGGCAGCUUUCUCUCUGCCUUCAAGCUCAGCUCAUUAGGUAGGUUGCUCGCUGCCUUCCAGCUCGUUAGGCAGCUUUCUCUCUUUUUCAAGCUCAUUUGUUCAAUAGGUUGCUCCUCUCUUGGGCAGGUUGCUCGUUUUUCUCUCUGCCUUCAAGCUCAUUAUACUUUUCGCUGCCUUCCUGCCUUCCAGCUCGUUAGCUCUCUGUCAAGCUCGAUGGGUAUUCUCAGCUCCCUGCUUUUUCGUUGGGUGCUUUCUCUCUGCCUUCAAGCUCUCUCGUUAGGCAGCUUUCUCUCUGCCUUCAAGCUCAUUAGCUCAUUAGGUUGCUCGCUACCUUUCAACGUGAGGUCGAUCCUCGCUGCCUUCAAGAUCGUUAGGGCUUUCUCUCUGCUGCCUUCAGGUUGCUCGCUGCCUUCCAGCUCGUUAGGCAGCUUUUCUCUCUGCCUUCAAGCUUCCUCUCGUAUUUCUCGCUGCCUUCAAAUUAAGCAUUGGUUGCUCGCUGCCUUCCUAUUAGCUUCAAAACUUUCUCUCUGCCUUCAAGCUCAUUAUAGGUUGCUCGAAUCUCGGUUUCUUGGCCUUCAAAGCUCAUUAGGUAGGUUUCUGAACAGGCAGCUUUCUCUCUGCCUUCAAGCUCAUUGGGCAGGUUGCUCGCUGCCUUCCAAAGGCAGCUUUCUCUCUGCCUUCAAGCUCAUUAAGCAGCUUUCUCUCUGCCUUCAAGCUCAUUUGGUUUCGCUGCCUUCCAGCUCGUUAGGCAAAUAUAAAUGCAGCUUUCUCUCAAGCUUUGGGCAGGUUGCCGCUGCCUUCCAGCUCGUUAGGCAGCUUUCUCUCUGCCUUCAAUCAUUAGGCGGUGCUCGCUGCCUUCAAGCUUUCCGCUUUCUCUGCCUUCAAGCUCAUAACGUUGCUCGCCCUUCUUUUGCCUUUUGGGCUUUUGUUUCAAUAUUUGCUCGUUGCUCGCUGCCUUCCAGCUCGUUAAGCGGCUUUCUCUCUGCCUUCAAGAUUAAAGUUGCUCGCUGCCUUCAAAGGCAGCUUCAUUGGGCAUUCGAUUCGGUAAAAGCUCAAGGCUGGUUGCUCGCUGCCUUCUCUCCCCUUCAAUCUCUCGUUAAGGAAAAUAGUUCCGCUGCCUUCCAAUUUUCUCUCUGCCUUCACAUUAAGGGUUUGCUCCUUGCCUUCAGGUUGGUUUCCUUUACCUUCCAGCUCGUUACGCAGCUUUUCUCUCUGCCUUCAAAUUGGUGGGUUGCUCGCUGCCUUCCAUUUUUUCUCUGCCUUCAAGCUCAAAUAAUCUCGUUAGGACUUCGCUGCCUUCCAGCUCGUUACAUUUCUCUUGCCUUCAAGCUCAUUAGUUCUUUAUCUAUCUAUCUAUCUAUCUAUCUAUUCGUUUUUAUCUAUCCAUCUCGUUCUAUUCGUUUCUCUCUUUUUACCCAGUUCUGUUCGUUUCUAUCUAUCUAUCUAUCUAUCUAUCUAUCUAUCUAUCUAUCUAUCCCAUUCUGUUCAUAUCUAUCUAUCUAUCUAUCUAUCUAUCUAUGUGUGUGA